Paralichthys olivaceus (Japanese flounder) is the source of this 623-nucleotide messenger RNA. The record is from RefSeq and is a predicted model, not a curated record. NCBI's taxonomy places the organism in Eukaryota, Metazoa, Chordata, Actinopteri, Pleuronectiformes, Paralichthyidae.
GCUGGGAUGAACAUGAGUCCUGUGUCUCGACUGAAGAAAACCUGGAGUAAAGUCAAGACGGCAAAGUUCGACAUCUUAGAGCAUCAGAUGGAUCCUUCCAGCAAUUUCUACAACUACAGGACGGCUCUGAGAGGAGCCACGCAGAGAUCCAUCACCGCCAACAGCAGCCGAGAGAAGAUCGUCAUCCCUUUCUUCAGCCUGCUCAUUAAAGACAUCUACUUCCUGAACGAGGGAUGUGCCAACAGGCUGCAGAACGGUCGCAUCAACUUUGAGAAAUUCUGGGAACUCGCCAAACAAGUGAGUGAAUUCAUGGCCUGGAAGAAAGUGGAGUGUCCGUUUGAGAAGGAUCGUAAGAUCCUGCAGUACCUGCUGACGGCCCCCGUGCUACCUGAAGAUGCUUUGUAUCUGGCGUCGUACGACAGCGAAGGUCCUGAGAACAACAUGGAGAAGGACAGAUGGAAGUCUCUGAGGUGUGUAUGAACAAACGCACACGCACACACACACGCACACACACACACACACACACACACACACACACACACCCUCAGGAGUUUUAGAUUCUUUCAGUCUCGACUGUCAGCCCACAUCACCCCCUGCCUCCUCACUGAUCAGACUCACCCAGA